AUGGCGCCUCCACAGACAAAAAUAUUCGAGGACCGAUUUCCCCUGAUUCGAUGCUGUCCUGCAUUGAACGAAAUUCAUCUUGCUCAGGACAUAAAGGAUCUGCGGAUAGUGGUAGGUUUCCUUACUGCGGACAUUUGUGUGUAUGUUUGUCAGGUUCAGGAGGGGGCAGUGCUCUACGCUGAUCGAAUAAUAUUAGCGGCCCGUAUUCCUUCGUUGCGAACCGUUCUCAGUGGUCCUCUUGGGCAGGUGAAUUCGGUUCUCAGAUGGCCCACAGUGCCUCUCAAGUAAAAUUUUCAUCGGUUCUCUGAUUUAACUUACUACUUGCGCACUUUUUAGCCUCGCAACUACAUUCAUUCAGUAUGUCUACACGGGUCAGGUGCAGAUGACACAAAGUAAUGCGAGAGGCAUGGUUUCGCUUGCCAAAAUGGUCAAACUGCCUGACCUCGUGAAUUGGGGUGUUGCAUUCAUGGUCAGAGGGUAACUAUCGUCCUGGCCUUACCUACGCGUUGCUAAAGCCUCAAUGUAGAAACUCUGCCAGCAAUUUGGGACUUUGCCAGGUGCCUGAAUGUCGAAGUACUGGCGAAGAAGUGUAUCGGCCUGAUGAAGGAGCAGUUUGAGCACUUCAUUCAAACCGACCUCUUUGUCAGCUUGCCUGCUGAAACUGUGCUCACUCUGCUCCGCAGCGAUAAGCUCUCGGUGGGAUCUGAGGAGCGGGUUAUUGCGGCCAUUUCGCGCUAGGUGGGCGCCGGUGGUGUUGCCGAUGAUGAGAAGUUGAGAGUGCACGCUCCGGCAAUGCUGAAGGAGGUGCAAUGGCAGCUGACGAGCGUGCAAUGUCGCAGUCGCCUGCUGGAUAGUUAUCCAACACUACGGAAAAGCCCCGAAUGUCUGUAAGUGUCUGCAAUUUCAGCCCUGUUAAUUUGAGAUAAAAGUUAUCUUAUGCUUCAGGUGGAGCACUGGAUUGGCGCUGCAGUGAAGGACAAGCCUCCUCGCCCCUUCAACAUCAGGCCACGCCUAAGCCAGACGUUCUUCGUUUGUGGAAAGGAUAAAGGUCAAGACAGGUACUCUGUCCAUCGCGUUGACGCGCACCUGCGGCGGGCAGAACGAGUUGCUGACAUGAAGGGUCCUGGUAAUCAUGCCUCCUACAGUGUCGUGGGCGGUGAGUUGCCGGACAGCGCAUGCCGUUUGUUUACGUGCUUGAAGUCUAAUGUGUGUCUAUGUGUGCGCGCAGCAUUUGCUAUUGCGUAGGCAUCUCGAGCUCUUGAGUUAGUCCACAGAAGCAGCCGCAGGUGCGGUUUUGAAGAAAACAAAUUAAUUAGGAACUUGAACAAGUAAGCUAUUUGUUGUGACUGGCGCCUGUCUAGGGGUUCCUUUUUUGAAGAUGGUCUAUCGGCCAGUUACUCUUGUGUAAGUACACUCAGCUGGCCGCCUUAUGCAUAACCUUUUCCACCCUCCACCAGGAGAGAGCAUUUUCGUUGUUGGAGGAGGAUGCAACCCAGUGCGCGCUGAUGUCGACGAGUUUUUGGUGAGAGAAGGACGCUGGUGCGAGCGUACGCCCCUCGCCUUUGCACGCUUGGAGCACGCAGCAGCAGUCACAAAGGUUCCCGCCAUCGCCGCCGCAGCCGAAGAGAAGACGCUGAUUGGCGUUUUUGGUGGAUGGGGUAGAGAUGCACGCCUUUCCUCCUGUGAGCUCUAUGACGUCAUUCAGGACAGGUGAGAAGACGCCGGUCGUCGUGGCACAUGCCAUAAAUAUCAUUCACUCACUGUCCCGCUUUCCCUCCGCCUGCCCCGAACAGAUGGCACAAAUUGCCCGAUCUGCCGGAGAAGAGGAGCAGUUCAGCUGCAGCCUGCCUACCCGGCGACAGUCGGGUCUUCGUUUUUGGCGGUAGGGAUAACUCCUCCUCCGCGCUGGCUUCCGUGGUCUUCUGCCAUCUGCGGGCAGACUGGCAGGGACAGGGGACCCCAACGGAGUUUUGGCAGCCAGCUGCCCCCAUGAGAAUCGCACGACGGGGGCUCGCAGCGACGCCAUUUCGGGGAGCAAUCCUGGUCGCCGGUGGACACGAUGGCCAAAUGAAUCUCAAUGUCGUGGAGAUGUUCUCGUUGCCAGACGCCAGCAUACCCCUCGGCCAGUGGACAGAGCUGGCCGGCAUGAAGCAGCCUCGCAGGUACUUCACUCUCCUCACCUCCGCCAAGGCUCUCUUUGCCCUCGGUAAGGCGACACACAGAUUAGAUGGAUCCUUUCAUGCUAUUUGCUGGCCUCUUUCAUGUAAAUCCAUUUUUAUUCUACAAAGCUGAAUGAUUACAGCAUCUGGAAGGUGACGCCAGAUGCAACUGUAAUAUGUGAGAUGACGCCGUGGAGGGUUUUCUCCUGCGCACUGCGCCAUCACAGCCAGAGGCAGAAGAUAUCAUUGUGAAUACGUCCUAUCCUUCAUUUUUAAAAAAACUUUUCUCUCGGGUGUCUUUCCUUUUUAAAUGCCACGUCAUUAUGAUUAUUCAAACGAAACAUUGUAGGCAACGACGACGCGCCGAAAAACACGGUGGAGACUCUCACGGCACCAGGAGGUUCAACCGACUUUGACGACGACUUGGCAUCUUGGGUCUGGUCGUCCAUGAACCCAGUGGAGACGCUGGAGUGCAUUGUUGGAGUUGCAAGCACUCGCAUGUAA
Spirometra erinaceieuropaei is the source of this 2663-nucleotide messenger RNA. NCBI's taxonomy places the organism in Eukaryota, Metazoa, Platyhelminthes, Cestoda, Diphyllobothriidea, Diphyllobothriidae. The record is from the annotation of a GenBank genome assembly.